Messenger RNA from Mytilus trossulus (common blue mussel), 1229 nucleotides. RefSeq lists its product as uncharacterized. Gene Ontology annotation, molecular function: protein binding. The transcript is spliced from 2 exons. The coding region runs from base 28 to 663 and encodes 211 amino acids. Lineage: Eukaryota; Metazoa; Mollusca; Bivalvia; Mytilida; Mytilidae. The record is from RefSeq and is a predicted model, not a curated record.
UACAUCUUCCACGUUCUUACGAGCAGUAUGUUUCAAAUUUCUAUCAUUCUUGUCAGUGUUGUUUUGUUGACUGAUUGUAAAGCCACUGGAAAUGAUACAGAAGCCACUGGAAAUGAUAAAGAAGCAACUGAAUUUUAUAUAGAAGCCAGUGGAAAUGGUGCAGAAGCCAGUGACAUUGAAGUUCUUGUUAAACAAGUCGAAGAUUUAAAAACUAAAUUGAAAAAUUUAAGUGAUUACGUUACAAAAGACCAAGAUGUGCUUUACGUUACAUUGUCAGAGAGUAUGAAAGAUGUCAGUAAUGAGGUGACUGUUAUUUUUGACAGACCGCAGAUAAACCCCGGAAAUCAUUAUAAUCCGAAUGAUGGAAUAUACAUCGCACCUUUCUCUGGACAAGUCAUGGUUUUCUGGACAAUUGGCACUAACGAGACCGCAAGAACAGAACUCAUGGUUGAAGAUAAAGUUGUCGGUACUUUGAUGACUGCUGCUAGUUCUGUCACAACCAACAAUAGAUAUGGCAGUUCCAAAACUGUGAAAGAAUCUACAUCAUCGACCGUGGCUGUGACCGAUGUUCAAAAGGGAAACCAUAUAUUUCUGAGAACUGCAUCACAUGAUAAUCACAUUCUCAAAACUCUCUCAUCCUUAUUGAUAAGACGUACGCUUUAAAUACAGGAAAUGAGUCAAACAUUCUACAUUGCAUUCAGGCAAUUUGUAUUAACAAUUGCGUCUCUAACCAAUUUUAUCCUCAAACGUUUCAGCUAUGUUUUCGAUCACGAAUUAAUAUCAAGUGUUCGGGGUUUUUUUUCUUUCUAUGACUCCUCGUGACAGAUUAUCAUAUUAUUUAGUUGUUAAAACAGUUAGUUUUGCGCCUGUCCCAAGUCCGGAGCCCCUGGUCUUUGUUAGUCUUGUACUUUUUUAAUUUUAGUUUCUUGUGUACAAUUUGGAAAUUAGUAUGGCGUUCAUUAUCACUGAACUAUUAUAUAUUUGUUUAGGGGCCAGCUAAAGGACGCCUCCGGGUGCGGGAAUUUCUCGCUACAUUGAAGACCUGUUGGUGACCUUCUGCUGUUGCUUUUUCUAUGGUCGGGUUGUUGUCUCUUUGACACAGUCCCCAUUUCCAUUCCCAAUUUUAGUAUUUGAGAUACUCUGAACAAACUAAGUUUUCAGAGGUCAACAUUGAUUGAAUGAUACAUGGGAGAUAUUUACGUCGCUUACUAGUACUUAUAUCGUUUUUU